Messenger RNA from Heterobilharzia americana, 3722 nucleotides. Lineage: Eukaryota; Metazoa; Platyhelminthes; Trematoda; Strigeidida; Schistosomatidae. The record is from the annotation of a GenBank genome assembly.
ACUCACUAUUCUAAAAUUUAACUACCAUUGGUUUACUUGAUAACGUGCACCUCACUGAUGGAAAUGGUAUUGGUUUCAAGAUGAGCCCCAGCCACUUUUGACUGCUACUGUGUACUGGUUAAGAAAAAUUGAGUGGAAAGUGGAGUGUUUUUCACUUCACACUAAAAGUUGUUUCACAGAAAGUUGCAACCACUAACGUGAAAACAUGACCUAAUUAGCUCUGUUUCUUACGGAGACAUGGAGAUGUAUCUAUCGUAUGGAGUGUUUAGCAGAACUGCUAUGUUCAACAUCUUUGAAAUAUGCUAUGAAACCCCAAAACACGGGUUCAUGUACUACCAUUAUAUUUCGGCUACAGAAGUUUAAUAAAUGAUUCCAGAAGUUCAAAUGUCGGUGCCCGAUACUUCAAAAAAGUCAAAUGACGGAAAACUUUUUUUCCCUUAUUCCAUUGAAAUACUGAGAUUGGACAGCGUGAUAUAUGAAGCCUAUAGUUGUGGAUGGAGUACAAAGUUUCUAGUCUUUCUACGAGGUCUUCCAGGUAGUGGAAAAUCAACUCUAGCCAGGUUUCUUGUUAAAAAACUAACUCACAAUUUCCUGGUUGCUUCAGAUGAUGAUUACUUCUACAAUCAAAUUGAUCACACCUACAGACGCGACAUCAGAAAGUUCAGUGAUGCAGUAGCCGCUUGUAAACAAAAAGUUUGGUCAUCCAUGCACUCUGGAGUAUCAGUUAUCAUUGUGGACAAUUGUAAUCUUACUCAGGCGGAAAUGGAUCCUUUUAUUCGCGAAGGUGUAAAAUACGGCUAUUCUAUUCAUCUUUUGGAAACCAAUACACCUUGGCGUUACAAUCCGAAAAAGUUACUAAAGUUAACACAUAAUGGUUUUAAUUUGUCAGAAAUCAGUAAUAUGUUGGGAAGAUUCGACCGGACUCUAAAUAUAGAAACAAUAUUAUCGUCACAGAAAAAUCUCCCACCUACAGUUUUGAGUACUGGAAGAAAAGAUAACCAUUCCAAUGAUCAUAAUGAAGUGAUUCCAUCAUCUGCUAUCAUUCAUAAUUCUGUUGACAAUGGCAACACACCAAUAACGUUAGUGAAAUACUUGUAUGAACCUGUGUGUUACCAUAGUAACGAUGACAAUAAGUCAGGUGAUAUUUAUAAUUUGGCACACACCAGCAAUACCAGUAAUACCACUACUGAUGAACUCGAUCAAGGUGAUGAGAAAUGGACCACUCCUAUGGGGAGUAUCGAAGCGCUAAAUAUCAAUCAAACGUGUUCAGAUGAAUCAACUGCUCAAGAUGAUAUUGAUCAUCAGACUAGUAUGUCAGAGCAAAACGAAUCUGUGCCUCGACCAUCCACAUCUGGAGGAAAACUUGCAGAAUUGUCUUGUAUUUUCCCUAAUCUCAAGUCAGAAUUACUUCAAGAGUUUCUGUCUCUUGCUCAUGAUGAUGUUUCAUGGGCAACUACAUUAAUUCUAGACAAUCGCACCUGUGAAAGAAUCUGUCAAGAUGAUGGAUCGAAUCAAUAUGUGAUUGAAUCUAAGCUAUCUUCUGAUAAUUCUUCAGGCAAUCAGACUUCAUCUUCAGUGUCUGUAACAGCCUGUGCAUCUAGCGCCAUGGAUGUGUCAAACAACACAACAGAGAAUCGAAAUCUGCUUUCGUCAGAAAAUGAACAUUCCUUAGAAGAAUGUACUUUAACUUUUAAUGAAAAUGGUAUAAAAUUCUCAAGGAGCUUCAUAAAAGCAGCUCACCAAGAGUAUGCAUUCAGUCUUGGACUAUCCGAUGUUGAUUUGUCUCCUGAAGCAGUUCCAGAUUUUCUCAUCAAUGAAUGGAUACCUGAACCUAAUUUAACCAAAGAAAUAUAUAUCAGUAUUAUGCGACACCUGGGUGUUUUACCCAAUAGUUCUGUUGAAACGUUAAUUCAGAAGUUUCCCUCAUCAAAUACACGAAGUUCGAGUCAAGUUACUACCAAGGGAACUUCUGCAGCACCAAAACUGCCAUCUUCAACCUUUUUGCAAAUUAUGCAUGAUGAAGAGGGUUUACUGCGCUCUGUUGAAGAUUUCCGCACUUCUUUAAAUGCUCCAGUCAUACGUUUAAUAAUGAAUCGCCUAAUGUCAAAAUUUCCUGGGACACAGAAGAGUGUUAUUGAAGAAGCGUUUGUUCGAUGCGAGUUUGAUGAGACUAGGACUGAAAUUUAUCUUUCAAGUUAUUACAAAUCAGCUUCUGAGUUAGUUGAGAAUUCUGGCGACCUCACAUCGGUGGUGGCAACAGCGCUUACUACUCCUUCGUCAACCAAUAAACCUAAUGUCAGUUCAUAUAUCGCUCAACAAUCCACAAAUGUAGACACGUUAUCUAACAAUCAAAGUGAAGUAUUAGGUCAUCAGAGCGUUGAAGAGAAAUUAAGUCUACAAGAAAUACAGGAUGAAGAAGAAGCUUUAAAUAGAUCUAUUGAAGAUCAAAAAAUCCGUCUUCAAACAUUGGCAAAUCAGCUUUCGUUAAGUCGUUUAAAAGCACAGUUUCCUGGGAUCGAGAUAAGUUAUCUGGAGAAUCUUUUUAUUCGUUUUGAUUUAAGCGAACAGAACCUUUUAGAUUAUCUCAUCAAGAAAGGCUUCAUACCUCAGCCAUUAAAUCCAUUUCUUGUUGAGAAUUCUGAUAAAUUUGUUGAAAAUGUCGAUGCAGAUAUAAACGCUUCUCCAUUGUCGUAUGGUCAAGAUUACCUUUUAAGCAAUAGUCUAAGUAUUAGUAACAACAACAUCAAUAAUAGUGAGUGGUUAAAUAUGCUUGACGAGAAGAUAGAUAGUAUAAGAAAGAAGAUAUCGAAUGUGAAAACUAACCUUUCAUAUGCCAAAGACAGUCGAAUAAAACAAUUUCGAGUCACUGAACUGCGAUCAUUGCAAAGUCAAUUGCACUACUUCAGUCUUCAAAAAGCUGAACACUUGGUCGAUGCUAGAUCAUCUAUGUUUGAAGAAGAAUUGUUGAACAAAGGUGAAAGACCGAUUAAUGCAGCCUGUUUAGCAUUUUCUUACGUUGAUUUACAUGGGUUGAAUAAAUCCUGUGCACUUAGCAUUCUACAGCAACGUUUAGCAUAUUUAAGAGAUAAAAUGCUGAUGAUGAAAACUACAGGAGGAUAUCAAUUCGGAUUAGGUGUACCAAAGUAUUUCACAGUGAUAACUGGUCGUGCAGCAGGCUGUGAAGCGGACGUUGUAUCAACAUCACCGAUUUUAAGACCAGCAGUUAUACAUUAUCUCAUCAGGAAUGGAUAUAAAUUUGAGGAGAACUUUAGAACUGGAUCAGGACAUUUUACAGUCAAUUUAAAUAAUCAAAAAUUGAACAGUCGAAUGUAAACUAUUUAUUACCUUAAAGUGAACAUGUUGUGACUACAUGUCUUAUUUUGUUACUUUGCUUUCCUGAAGCAAUCGGAAGCUCUAUCCUUUUUUUACAUUUGAUAUGCCCACUGCUACUUCUGAUAUCCUUUCUUCGCAUAACAAUUUUUUUUAAUAUUUCAUCUUGCAUUUUCUUGAUUUUCUGGCAGUUCAAAGAUGUUCAGAUUAAUUUGCUCAUGAUUAUUUUUUCAUAGCUGGCGAUUAUUUCACUUCUUCCUUAUUUCUUAUUGUUUAAGUGAUACACCUUUGGUUUCGAUUGUGUUUAUAAAUUAUUUUUAUGUUGAUCCAUAAAUUAUUGUUAUAAUAAGUGAAAUAUAUUUUUGUUUAUUAUACACAAUAUAGCUUGAAUU